AUGCUACAUUCUUUUGUAAAUUCAAAAUACAGAGGACAGGUGAAUACAUGAUACGUCAAAAGAAUCAACGAUACUAAUUAUUGGUUGAUUUAACGUUACUGAAGUUUUAAUUAGUGGCGCGGGUGUGUAGCCAUACCUUUGUAUCUUGAGUAUAGAAAUUCUUACAUCCGUGUCAAACAAGAAUCCACGAAUUGCCAAAGAAUCAGUGAUACUAAUUAUCGAUUAAUUUAACGUUACUUAAGUUUUAAUUAACGAUUCAAGUACAGCCUUUUAUAUUUUAAAUCAUUACGAAAGAAAAAUGUCUUGUUUUUACAGAUGCCAGUGUCAAACAAGAAUCCGCGAAUUGCAGAAGAAUCAGUGAUACUAAUUACUCGCAGUAUCAGACGCCAGUGAGCCAUCCACAUUCACAAGGUAGCACGUUCCUCGAUCUUGAUCCAGAGAAUCGCAAUAAUUGCUUCGGUCAACUGUGUCUGAAUAUCCGCAGUUUAAUUAUGAAAUUUAUUGUAAAAAUUUAUAUUUAUAUUUACUUCAAGAAGACAGAGGAUCUGGAAUAUGUUUGUGUUUGUGUUACAUGCAUAGAAACAAUAAAAUGAACUCGCGGACAACCGAGACCACGAAGAACGUGGCGGUGAAGGAGGAACCAGCGGACAGAGGAUACGGGGAGCCGAUUCCCGUGACGAAUAUCCCCACGUCAACCGCUCAGGACACUCGAAACAGUAAGAAAUCUAUGAUUUGCUGAACAAAUAGAAUCAACAGAACUAUACACAAUUCGACAGAUAAAGUUCUUGACUCACUCUGAAGUGCUGUUGCGACGACCGAGAUUUCCAAACCCGAUGAUACCCUCCUCUCGAACGUGCACCAUGACAAAUCUCUUGACAAUAGAUCCACGUGGCGCUUUGCUACCCUAUAGAUCCCAUAAAUAACUGGAGCAUGGGGGAAGUACUCGGUGUUCCAUCCAUUAAUCGAGCUCUAGCUCGAGUUACUCUUCCGGUUUCUGUUUUUAGAUCGCUUUGGUGUCCCGAAAUUCAUCGUCUUGUACGUUAUUUUUCUCUUAAUUGCCAUCAUAGUACCUCUGGAACCCCAUCGAAACCACACGAUCAGUCGAAAUUUUUUUUUUUUUUACUUCUCUAGUGAAAUUUUAA
Messenger RNA from Heterotrigona itama, 1142 nucleotides. The record is from the annotation of a GenBank genome assembly. Lineage: Eukaryota; Metazoa; Arthropoda; Insecta; Hymenoptera; Apidae.